Messenger RNA from Caretta caretta (loggerhead turtle), 1683 nucleotides. Its product is annotated as histone H1.03. Gene Ontology annotation, cellular component: nucleosome. Gene Ontology annotation, molecular function: DNA binding; structural constituent of chromatin. Lineage: Eukaryota; Metazoa; Chordata; Testudines; Cheloniidae. Gene Ontology annotation, biological process: nucleosome assembly. The record is from RefSeq and is a predicted model, not a curated record.
AUCUACUGUAGUGAGGCGUGUGUAGAGCGUUUGUAAAUCGACGGUGUGACCAUGUCUGAAACCGCGCCCGCUGUUGCAGUGACAGCAGCUGCGGCUGCAGCUCCUCUUCCAGCUUCGAAAGCUCCAGCUAAAAAACCGAAGAAGGCGGCAGGAGGACUCAAAGCUCGCAAGGCCGCGGGUCCCAGCGUGACCGAGCUGAUCACCAAGGCGGUGUCCGUUUCCAAGGAGCGCAAAGGGGUCUCGCUGGCCGCUCUUAAGAAGGUCCUGGCCGCCGGAGGGUACGAUGUGGAGAAGAACAACAGCCGCAUCAAGCUGGGGCUUAAGAGUCUGGUGAACAAGGGCAUCUUAGUUCAUACUAAGGGUGUCGGUGCCUCGGGCUCCUUUAAGCUCGGUAAAAAGUCGGGUGAGACCAAGGAAAAGGCGCCCAAGAAGAAGCCAGUGACAAAGCCUAAGAAACCAGCGGCCAAGAAACCCGCCAGCGCCGCCAAGAAACCCAAAAAGGCUGUGGCCGUGAAAAAGAGUCCGAAAAAAGCGAAGAAACCAGCUGCAGCAGCCAAGAAAACGGUCAAGAGCCCGAAAAAGGUGAAAGCUGCCGCCAAGCCUAAGAAGGCAGCCAAGAGCCCGGCUAAGGCCAAAGCUGUGAAGCCCAAGGCGGCCAAGCCCAAGCCGACGAAACCCAAAACAGUGAAGGCUAAGAGGGGCGCGCCUAAGAAGAAGUGAAAUGGCGUGAGAUCUUUACCAUAAAAAACCCAACGGCUCUUUUAAGAGCCACCCAUUCUUUCCCAAAAGGAGCUGAAACUCUAGAUUCACUUACGUCAUGGUGCCUUUUCAGUGAAAGGCAGCUAUUCCCAUUUCGCUUAGCCACAUGAGAAUCACAGUAAAGAAAAGGCAAAUAGAAUACGUUUGUGCAUCAUUCAGAAGGAACAUGAAAGAGCCUCUGGAGAUAGUCUUUCUUUCUACUGUGUACCUUUCUUACUGUAAUUUUACCACUCCUGCUAGAAAUCAACCGGGGGGGCGUAUUUCAAAUCUAUUGGCAGGAGUUUGUUUAUGGAAAGAUAUUUACGAUCAUUACUCCUGUGUCAGCUUCAGUCUCUGUCGGAGGGGGAGGGAUAGAGAACAGGGUGUGAUCGGAAACGGCGAUUUAGAAACAAAAGUUCAUUUUCUGCCCUCUUUGAGAGUGGAUUUAAACCAGUUGUAGUUUAAAAAUCCCACUCUGUGCAAGGAUUGGCCAGUAACAACUAUUUUUUUCUUAAGGGGGAUUCAGUGUCAUAUAGACUCUCCGCGCAUUCGGGGUGGGCGAUCUUGAGAAAACGACAAAUUAUCUCCCAGGGAUUUUUAUUUGGUUUCCAGUCAGAUUAAUCGGCUGUUUUAUAUAUAUUGUUUCGUUCGUAACUGCAAAAAUAACCUGGAAAGGAAGAUGUGUGUAUAAUUUAUCAUUUUGUUAAUUUAAUACAACUCUCUCGUAAAUACCCUAAUGCACUUUCUAAAGGGUGCCGUUAAUGAUUGUUGCGAAAGAACAUAAAGGGAUGGAUACGUUAUUUUGCAUUAGCAUAUUUUCACUACACUCAGAGAAGGGACACAAGAAGCGAGACCCGUUCUUAAACCUCACUUUACUUCCUUAAUUUCCCUUGCCGGACAUCGUUGUGCUCUAACACACAACUUAAUAAAAGAACAGCGAAGAAA